Messenger RNA from Cylindrotheca closterium, 750 nucleotides. The record is from the annotation of a GenBank genome assembly. NCBI's taxonomy places the organism in Eukaryota, Bacillariophyta, Bacillariophyceae, Bacillariales, Bacillariaceae.
AUGGCACAAAGGAGGUGCCUCCAAAAGAUUUCGUGUCGAUUCGUUCGUCCUUCAAGACAGCAACAGAGAGCAUCGAUUGGCGGUGGAAAUUUGGGAGCAAGAAUUCCAAACACAAAGGUUGCUUCCGUUCGAGGCUUUGCAACGGCCACUGACGUUGCAGCAAAUUCUGUUCCUGCAGCAAAGACUCUCCCGGAAGCCUUUCGAAACUCGACUCUGUGCUGCGAUGAUCGUAACUACACACUCGUCAGAUUUCCCACAUCUUCCAUGGGUCUUGCCCUCCAACUUUGGAACCAUGCGCUCGUGGCCUCCACUUUAUCUAAUACUACUACUGCUACUACUACUACUACUACUACUACUGCACCGUCAAAACCACCGCCAUCCUUUGGUGGAUUCUUGGUGGACAAGGACGAGAUUACAAUGUUGGUGCCAAGCGAUGUAUACACCUGGAGUAUUGCAAUGAACAACAUGAACAAGACUACUGGCAAACAAGAUGAUUCAUUGGAUGCUGGUACCGACAAUGGUAUCAAGUAUCGACUCUUUACCUUUGACGAUGUCGUUUUGCAUCCAUCCCUGGUGGGAUUCAUGGCCGUUAUUACUAGAGCUCUGGCAGAUCACGACAUUUCCGUCUUGCCUUAUGCAGCCUACAGCACGGAUCAUAUCUUUGUGGCCGAGAAAGAUGCCACGAAAACCAGAUCGAUUUUGGAGGGUCUCCCAGAGUAUUUGUCAAAGGAUACCGAUGGCAAUUCUUGA